UAGAGGAGUAUCCUCACACAAGCUCCUCUGUUGAAGUCUUGACAAUGGCCUCCCUUCCCUUUUCUGCCCUCUCUCUGUUUUUUUCCCUCUGUGUUCUGCUAGUCUUGCCCACGCAUUCACUAGCCUGCAGCACCUCACAAAAAUUCACCAACAACAAGCAUUACACUAACUGCACUGACCUACCUGCCCUCAAGUCAUACCUCCACUACACCUACAACUCCUCCAAUUCCUCACUCUCAGUCGCGUUCAUCGCUUCUCCGGCCAAACCCGAUGGCUGGACCGGUUGGGGCAUCAACCUUAACGGCACCGGCAUGGCUGGGGCCCAAGUCAUUUUAGCUUUGAAAUCCAGCAAAGGCGCACCAGAGGUAAAAACAUACAACAUCAUAUCAUACAGUGACAUCAGGGAGGAGAGACUGUCUUUUGAUGUUUGGGAUUUGAGUGCUGAGACCAAUGCAACAAGUGGUGAGUUUACCAUCUAUGCAUCGGUUAAGUUGCCUGAAAAGGUUGAGUCUUUUAAUCAUAUUUGGCAAGUGGGUGCUGCUGUGAAUAAUGGGAAGCCUGUCAAGCAUGAAUUUGCAGCAGAGAACAAGGAUGCUAAAGCAACUUUGGAGUUGACUACUGCUCAGAAAACUGGUAAGUCUGCUACCACCACCACCCCAGCUGGUGGCAAUUCAACAGGCAAUGGUACUACUAGUUCUUCAAGUACCACCACUACUGGUGGCAAUAGUGGGAGUUACAGGAUUAAGGAGAUGAAUGUGGGCUUCUGUUUUGCUGUGUUUGUUCUUCUUGCUAGUUUCAUUGUUUUCUAGUUCUGAUGAUAUAAUUUUUUUUUUUUUGGUAUGAGUUAUAUGUGGUGCUAGGAAUUCAUGAGUGUUAAAAAAAAAGUAUAUUUAGAAGAGAAUAAUUACUUUUUGUCUCGGUGGAA
Molecule: messenger RNA, 925 nt
Organism: Populus nigra (black poplar)
Lineage: Eukaryota; Viridiplantae; Streptophyta; Magnoliopsida; Malpighiales; Salicaceae
Product: auxin-induced in root cultures protein 12
Exons: 1
Coding region: 45-809 (254 amino acids)
Source: RefSeq, a predicted model, not a curated record